AUGGAGCCAAGGGAUCGGCUUAGUUUGUUCGCACGCCUUCUUUCCCAAAGGGCCCAGACCAGCGUUCCGAUUGCUAUGAUUCCAAGUGGGACACCUACUCCCGCGCCGAUCGCCACGUCGUGCGAGCUGCUGGAUGCUACUGCUGAUGAGGACGGGGAAGAGGUGGUUGAAUUGGCAGUCACAGUUGUUGUCGAGUUUGUCGAAUCGGAAGUGAUAUCCGUAACAUUAACAAGUGCGGCGCGUUCGAGGAUGAUAUCGGCGUCGUCUAAGCGGAAGCUGUCUCCAUAUGGACAAACAAUCUCUGACCCAUUGUAA
Penicillium longicatenatum is the source of this 315-nucleotide messenger RNA. RefSeq lists its product as uncharacterized. Bases 1 to 315 code for a protein of 104 amino acids. The transcript has a single exon. Lineage: Eukaryota; Fungi; Ascomycota; Eurotiomycetes; Eurotiales; Aspergillaceae. The record is from RefSeq and is a predicted model, not a curated record.